Cuscuta campestris is the source of this 2268-nucleotide messenger RNA. Lineage: Eukaryota; Viridiplantae; Streptophyta; Magnoliopsida; Solanales; Convolvulaceae. The record is from the annotation of a GenBank genome assembly.
ACACAUCUUUAUUUUGGUAGUUAUAUUUAGAAUUAAAUAAAUUUUUUACUUGUGAUUAACUUUAUGUCUCCGUGCAUCGCACUGGUGAUGCACUAGUAAUAAUAAUAGCAGUGGAACAUUAUUUGCGGGGUAUAGAAACAAGAUUAGUGGGAAGGAGGGAAGUAAAACUGCAUGAUUUUUCAUCGUUAUCCCAAGAAGCCUUAGACAGAAGAUGGCGAGCCGGGCGGUUGAAUUGGAUAAAGGCGGCGAUUAUUUGGCCGUUUUCCGAUGUCUGUUAAGGCGGAAGCCAGAUGACUCCGCAACAUCCCGCAGACGGGACGACGGAGAACAUACGCAAUUGGCUAGAAAGCUAUCUGUAUUCGACCUGAUUGCCAUGGGUGUUGGUGCAACCAUCGGGGCUGGGGUUUAUAUUCUUGUUGGGACCGUGGCUAGAGAGCAGACAGGGCCUUCCCUUGCUAUUUCUUUCUUUGUAGGUGCACUGGCAGCUGCACUUUCUGCCUUGUGUUAUGCAGAGCUUUCAUGUCAUUGUCCAUCUGCUGGGAGUGCAUAUCAUUUCUCAUAUGUCUGUAUUGGAGAAGGGGUUGCAUGGUUAAUUGGGUGGGCUAUGAUACUUGAGUACACUCUUGGUGGUGCAGCAGCUGCUCGUGGCAUAUCUCCAAACUUGGCCAUAUUUUUUGGUGGUGAAGACAAACUUCCUGCAAUUUUGGCUCGCCAAACUUUUUUGGGCAUCUUGGUUGACCCUGGUGCUGCUGUCUUGGUUCUCAUUAUAACUAUCUUGCUCUGCACUGGAAUUAAGGAGAGCUCUCUCGCGCAGACUAUUAUUACAACAAUAAAUAUCUUUGCUUUGAUAUUUAUUGUCAUUGCUGGUUCAUAUCUAGGAUUUAAGACUGGAUGGGCAGGUUAUGGUCUUCAAAGUGGGUAUUUUCCUUUUGGGGUAAAUGGGUUGCUUGCCGGCUCUGCUACUGUCUUCUUUUCUUACAUCGGGUUUGAUCUUAUUGUCAGCACUUCUGAGGAGGUGAAAAACCCUCAACGUGAUAUUCCUCUUGGUAUAGGUGCUGCAUUAGCUAUAUGUGCCAUAUUGUAUAUGCUCGUAUCGGCUGUCAUCGUUGGUUUGGUACCAUACUAUGCUCUAGAUCGUGACACACCAGUUUCCUCUGCUUUUGCUAACUAUGGCAUGAAUUGGGCUGUCUACAUAAUCACAACAGGAGCCGUUACUGCUCUUUGUGCAAGUUUAAUUGGUGCAAUUAUUCCACAGCCUCGAAUUCUGAUGGCAAUGGGUAGGGAUGGAUUACUGCCUUCCUUCUUUUCAGACAUCAGUGAGCACACCCAAGUUCCUGUUAAGAGCACCUUAGUAACUGGGGUUUCCAUUGCAGCCCUAGCCUUCUUUAUGGACGUUUCACAAUUGGCAGGGAUGGUUAGUGUGGGAACAUUACUUGCAUUUACUACUGUUUCUAUUUCUGUAUUGGUAGUCAGAUAUGUUCCCCCAGAUGAGUUCUCUUACCCGUCAUUGCUCCAGCAAUCCAUAACACCUGCAUCAUCAUUGGUACGCCAUAACAAUGCACUUGGAGUCGAUGGUGAAAACACUAAAUCAAUGAGGAUUACUCACAGUAGUUGUGAACAUCCUCCUCAUGGGGCCGAAUGCCCUCUUCUUCUAAAAGAGGCAGCUCAAGGUUCUUCUGAUGAAGUCAGGAGGCAAAAACUUUCUUCUUGGGCUAUCACUUUCGUAUGUGUAGGGAUUCUUCUGCUGGUAUCUACUUGUUCUUCUGAACGUCUAUCCAGCAUCCCUCGCUUUGCAGUUUGUGGAGUUGGUGGCAUUAUUGUGAUAUGCUGCUCUACAGUCCUUGCCUGUGUAGGUCAAGCUAAUGUGAGGCUGAGAUUCAAGAAAUCAGGAGGUUUUCUCUGCCCGUUUGUUCCAUUUCUGCCCAUCACCAGCAUACUUGUGAACACAUAUCUGCUGAUAAACAUCGGGGGCACAACUUGGAUCUGUGUCCUGCUAUGGUUGGCAGCUGGAGUUUUGGUUUACGCUCUCUAUGGCCGAACUCAUAGUUUACUAUAGAUGCCAAGGAGAUUAGAGAUUGAACUUCUGGAUGAUCUUUACCUCCUUGAAGGUGGAUAUGGUCUUUGUUUCUCAGUCUCACCGUUUUGUUGUAUGUGUAUAAAUAUGUUCUGUGCUAUAAAACUUGUAUUGUAAAACAGUGUACAUACCGGACGAAGAAUGACUAUCUUGUUUGACUUUCAUGGAGUUUUAUGCGGAAAUUUGUGUAACUG